Messenger RNA from Podospora anserina S mat+, 675 nucleotides. RefSeq lists its product as uncharacterized. Gene Ontology annotation, biological process: cell redox homeostasis; cellular oxidant detoxification; cellular response to oxidative stress. The record is from RefSeq and is a predicted model, not a curated record. The transcript is spliced from 3 exons. Gene Ontology annotation, molecular function: peroxiredoxin activity. Bases 1 to 675 code for a protein of 224 amino acids. NCBI's taxonomy places the organism in Eukaryota, Fungi, Ascomycota, Sordariomycetes, Sordariales, Podosporaceae. Gene Ontology annotation, cellular component: cytosol; mitochondrion.
AUGGCUGCUGAGCGUAACGAACCCCUCCGUCUGGGCACCAUUGCCCCCAACUUCCAGGCCGAGACCACCAAGGGUCCCAUUGACUUCCAUGAGUUCAUUGGCGACAACUGGGUCAUCCUCUUCUCCCACCCCGAGGACUACACGCCCGUCUGCACCACCGAGCUCGGUGAGAUGGCCCGCCUCGAGCCUGAGUUCUCCAAGCGCGGCGUCAAGCUCAUCGGUCUCUCUGCCAACACCCUCGGUAGCCACGAGGGCUGGAUCAGCGACAUCAAGGACGUCACCGGCUCCCAGGUCAACUUCCCCAUCAUUGCCGACAAGGAGCGCAAGGUCGCCUACCUUUAUGACAUGAUCGACUACCAGGACACCACCAACGUCGAUGAGAAGGGCAUUGCCUUCACCAUCCGCUCCGUCUUCUUCAUCGACCCCAAGAAGACCAUCCGCUGCAUCCUCUCCUACCCCGCCUCCACCGGCCGCAACAGCGCCGAGAUCCUCCGUGUCAUCCAGUCCCUCCAGACCGGUGACAAGCACAAGGUCACCACCCCCAUCAACUGGGUCCCCGGUGAUGAUGUCAUUGUCCACCCCAGCAUCAAGGGCGACGAGGCCACCAAGCUCUUCCCCAACCUCCGUGCCGUCAAGCCUUACCUCCGCUUCACCCCUCUCCCCGAGAUUGACUAA